AGAGGGCGGGCGGGGUGAGAAGCAAACUUUACUAGGAGUUUCGCACUUCGUGGCAGAGCUUUUUCGGCUGAACCCCAGCCGGGAAACGCCGGAGUAACGGCCUCUUCCACUGAAGAUCCAACCGCAACUGGACGACCGCGGAAGCGCCACCUCCGAGAUGACUGUAUGUAUAAGCCGCUACUUCCUUCUACAAAGCCCCCUCAUUCUCGUGUCCCGCCCCCGCAAUGGUGUAUAAGUAUAGCAGCGGACACAACUGGCAACUUCAAGAGCCAAUCCACUUGCCGUCUUUACUUCCGUUGCCCAAUCAAAGCGACGAGGAGACGGGAUGAGCAUUGAUAAUUCCUCUCCGGCUCUUACUACCAGAAAACCACGUCCCCCGAAGGGCGGUGGUUUGGGGAUUGCGAGAGGGAGAGGGCGGAUCGAAAGAAGAGCGGAAGUGCUGGCGCAUGCGCAUUUCUACCUCAUAGGUUGAAUCAAAAGGGGGAGGCCGCUGGCCCGCGCGGGAGUAGACCUACCAUUCCACGGCUGGACCACUACUCCCGGCAGCCUCGACAGCUUUUGCGCCUGCGCCGUUAAUCACCGCCCUCCCUUUGUGUCUCCUCAUGGAGUUCAGUUUCGAACGGCUUGGAGACAAAGGGGCCCAAGAGUGAAGCUGCUCUCCAGUGCCCACAGUCGCUGCAGAGAGCGAGCGAGCCAGCCAAGCGAGAUUCCUUCCCCUUUUCUCCCUAGAUCAUCCAUUUGCUUCCGAGCUCUUAGCCCUUUAUCCCGUUUCCCGUUCUAGGUCAUGAAAUCCGCUCUUAAAAGUCUGCCCCACGCAGUUCAAAAGACCACCGAAAACAAGGCGGGGCAAACAUCCAGUCCGUCAGGAUUCUGGGGCCCUUUGGCUUUCCGGUCUCUUCUCCCUAUCCUUCCUCUGUUUCUCUCCCCUCCCCCCAUAUCUUCUCUCCCCACCCUAACCUCCCGGAUUUAGGGCUUUCCGAAAAGCUCCAGCACAGCGCAAACCCGUCGCCUAGACAACAGGGACAGGAGCGCGCGGCUGGCCCCGCCCCUUCCGGUCGUGAGACCCCGCCCGCCUGACCUCCUGCGGAGGGCAGUAGCCGGCGGCGGCCGGGAACCCGCUGCGGCCUGCUUUUGUUUCCGUUACUCUUCAACUGCUUCAAUAUGGGUUUGAACGUCCGCAUAGCCCCCGGAGUUGCGAUUAAGGAAGGGGACCCCGCGGGGCGAACCUCUCCGCAUCUACUGGGUUCCUCCGUGAUUGCUCCAAGAGCUGCACUUGCCCCGCGUGGCUGUCUGUGUUCCACUGGUUUGAUUGUAUUUUAAACCCACUUCUAUUUUGAUAUUUGUAUCGCCUUUGAUUUGCUAAGGUGGAGAGGGAUACUUUGUCAGUUUUAGCUCUCCCACCAGGGUUUUCUGUUUUGUUGGGAGCUCCGUCAGUGGAACUGUAUAUUGUGUUCUGUAAAUUAACCUCAACUCCCAACUCUUGUAAUGUUUCUGUUUCAAUUCAGUGAUGUCAGGACGAUUGUCCAUUUUCCUUAGCUUUAAUUUGGAUAGUGUCGGAAGUCAUCUUGUAACUGCCGGGCUUAUUCUCUUGUAUUACAACAUACACCACUUUAGGCCUUUAAAAAAAAGUUGCAUUGCAGCUUAAAUGUAUACACAUCCUGGUGCUAAGAUUUUGAAUGUUCGAUGAAACAAUAUGGUGACAUCUAAAACCAUUUGGGAUUUUUUUAAAAGUACUAUAUGUAAUUCAGUUAAAUUUCAGGCUAAUCCAAAAUUUAUAAAAUAGAUGAACCUCAGUAGUCUUAUUUCAACGACCUCUGAGGGUAUUUUGUGAUAUGGAUGUCAAUACAGCAAAUGAAACUAAAUUGAGCUGUUUUGCUUUUCGAAAUGAUUUGUCCACAGUGGAACAUCGCUGUGGUGAUAACAGUCUGAAUAAUUACUCUGAAGUAAUGGAUUUGAUCUUUAUUCUUAAACCCUCUCACCCUAUCCCUACAUCAAGAGAAUGUUCGCUUUGAUUGAUAUUCAGGAAAAUGGCUAAUCUCCUUAUGCUCCCACUUUUUUUCAGCCUUGACCCAGUUAAAAGCAAAAGAGUAAAGUUUACUUCAUUUCAUACAGCACACAUUUAUUGGCCACUACUCUGCACAAAGGACUAUAAUGCUAUGACAUUGUAUGGAAGCAGAAUAGAGGAUAGAGAAUGGUGUAAGUUUGUAUAAGAAAAAUUAUGCCCUCUCCUCAAAGACCAUACAAGUAAUUUUAAAGUACAAUAGCAAGAAAGGGACAGAUUCUUUUAAUACUGUAUUCAGUGGUUCUACAAUGAGUGGUGUUAAAUUGAACACAGGAAUAAAGUUUUUAAGUAACAAUUUAUUUCUUCCAAAGAUAAUCAAGCUGCAAUUUGACCUGGGUUAUCAUUUUUAAAAAUCAUGGAUUCUAUCUGAAUAAUUAUUUCAUCCAUCUUAUUUUUUCAUGGACUUCACAGACAUAAAUUAAAAAGGUAGCUUAUUAAUUUAAUAAGAAAUAUUUAAUGAGUGCCUACCAUAUGCCAACUUCUGUUCUAUGAACCGGGGAUACAAUGGUGCAUAAGGAACUUACAUUCUAGCCUUGAGGCUAAAAUAUUAGAAAAUAACUUAUUUAUUUAUUUAUUUAUUGGCUUUACAGAGUUCUUAAUAUACCAAUGGCUUCACAGUUUUCUGACCAAGUUUUAAAAACCAGUAAAUAAAAUAAAAAUAUGCAUUUAAAAAUAUGUCAGGAAAAGUGCCUAAUUUUGAAGUUACUUUAAAGAAUCUUGGUUGUUUAUGUUUUGCUCUUUGGGUUGUGUUGCAAAAAUAGAUGUUAAAACUUUUUCUAAAAUUUAUGAAUAACUGGAGAUGCUUUCAAACCUAUGGCAGAUAAGAUAUGAACAUAUAAUUCUUUAUCUUUUGAGGUACUUGAAAACUAAAUGCUAACACAUUCACCUCAAAUUACAAAAUUUUGCCUUGCAAAGAACGCAUAACACUUAAAACUACAUUUUUGUUAUUGUAGUAAAGGACAAAGAAAUGGUAUUUGUGAUAUUUUAGAGCCAUUAAUUUUUCAUACGCUUCCUUGGUCUGACCUAGACUUGGGAGGGGUCACUUCAAAUUAACAGAAUUCUCUUUUAAGGUCAUAUAUGCUCAUACAUCUUCCUAGUCACUUUUACUUUGCUUUAAUCUCAAUCUCUACAAAAGGAAUCGUGUUUUUAACUGUCCUUCAAUAAUGUGUUAUUCUUAGCAUUGUUUUGAUGAUUCCUAAAAGCCUGUAAGAAAGGGUAGAAUUGCUGCCAGUCAAGGGCUGAACUGUUUCCUGAAGCCAAAAGAUACCAUUGUUAAUUUAAAAGUCAUGAUUUUCUACAGCCAGUUCAAAUAUGCCAGCUCUUACAGAUUUAUGUACAGGAUUUAGUGUUCAGUGUUACUAAAUCUGCUUCCAAAACAUCUAUUCUAACCCCUUUCUUGCAUUCUGUUCUCACAGAUUGCAAUUAAACUUUUUGUGCAUUUUCUUAUUUUAGAGGCACAUCUGAUUUCUGCCCUUACAUUUUACACUGACGAAAUGGCCUUCCACCUGCACAACAGGUGUAUUCCAUGAGACAUUAAUUCAGCAACAUUUAACAAGCCCUUUUCUGGACUCAGUGUUGCAUACAGUGAAAGAAUUAAGAAGAAUUAAGUCUAAAAUAUUCUUUUAGAGAGAAAAACAUACACAUUGUAUUACGUAGAAACAAGAGACAAUUACAAAAAACAUGAACAUAGUACUGUGCAGUCAGUUAAGAAUGAUAAUAUUCGAGUAGAAUUUAGUCAGGGAGCACGUGCAGUUAGCAUUAAUGGAAGGGUCUCCUAAUUCUGAAAAACAGGUUUUCUAACAUAUUAAGAGUUUUACAUUAAAACGAUAGUUUACCUUAGACUAUUGUGCAGCUUGAAAGAGAAUUGCAAAGGUGGACUCCAGGGAUCUUGAAAAAAGUUUUUCGUUGGUGAGUACUCUAGGGACAUACUUGUAUGUCUGAGCGUUUGCCUUUCAAUAGCACGACCAAAACAAACCUAAAAACAGAAUUGAGGAACCUCUGUGCGGUUUUGAGGACUGCAUAAGCAAAGGGGAUUUUUUUUUUUUUUUUUUUGACACUGUUUUGCAAGAUACUAAAAGAGAGAGGAAGUUACGGGCUUAUUUAUCGAGAUAGUUCGAAAGUAACUUCAGGAGAAUCCGCGUAUUUAAAAAGCACGGUAUAAGCCGCAAUUCAGAAUGUUUUUGUUCUUAAGAGAUGGGAUGGUAGAACUUUUAACCUAACAAUGAAUCCCAAGCGGACAUUUCCUACUACACGUGCAUAAUGAAUGGAUAGCCGAGACACCGGAAGGGAGUGUGUAUGUUUAUGAGUGUGGGACUGCAAAUGCGCUUUACAAGCCGGCGUCACAGGCUGCCGCGGUGAGGCGGUAAGUGCCCCGCACUGUAAAAUCUCUUCCAGGCUGGGACAGCACCAACUUGGUAGCGGCCUCUGGGUAACCCAUCCAGCCACGGGGAGACCGGAUUUUAAGUGGCACCAUGCCCAGUACCGACAUGCACUUAUUAGAAAAAGUCCCCCAUCUCUGUGGAGCGAAGCGCGGAGCCCGCCGCGAAUCCCGCCUCUUCCUACGACCUAGGGGCGGAUGGCAGCCUUACGCUUGUGGCAGUUUGAAGACACUGAAUAACUACUGUGUUCCAGGCAUUGUGGGAAGCACUUAAUGCUAGUCUCCAGUGCCGCCUCCGGCCGCGGCCUGCUCUUUUCUCCAAAGGACGCUGGCACCCGCCCGCCCAGCGUGGCGAAAGCAAACCCGAACCCAAACCCAAACCCAAGCCCAGGAGAGCGAGGGGCCUGCAAGGCGCCGGCAGCAAGGGGUCCGCGGACUAUGCUGUGGACAAGCGGGGCCCACCUGCCUUCCGCCGCUCGCCCGCUGCGAUUCAGCUGCUUCUGCCUCCCGCUCUUCCGGGCUCCGCCGGGUCUCAGGCUCGGGGAGCGGCGGCAGCAUGACGGCCAGGCUGUGUCUGGGGGACGCCGGCAGGACUGGCUGCAACCUUCAGGCCAUGACACCGGCGUCAAGGUCUACAACAGUCUCACCCGAAGAAAAGACCCUUUAAUAGUGGCCAAUGCGGAAGCCGCCUCCUGGUAUAGCUGUGGACCAACUGUGUAUGAUCAUGCACACCUUGGCCAUGCUUGCUCAUAUGUUAGAUUCGAUAUAGUUCGAAGGAUCCUAACCAAGGUUUUUGGAUGCAACAUAGUGAUGGUGAUGGGAAUUACAGAUGUGGAUGAUAAAAUAAUCAAAAGAGCCAAUGAGAUGAAUGUAUCACCCACUUCUCUUGCCAGACUCUAUGAAGAAGAUUUUAAACAAGAUAUGGUAGCCUUGAAGGUUCUUCCACCUACAGUGUACUUGAGGGUAACUGAAAAUAUACCUCAGAUAAUUUCUUUCAUUGAAGGAAUAAUUGCUAAUGGGCAUGCUUAUUCAACAGUGAAAGGCAAUGUCUACUUUGAUCUGAAGUCAAGAGGAGACAAGUAUGGUAAACUAGUCGGUGUGGCCCCUGAUCCAGUUGGAGAGCCAGCUGAUUCUGACAAACGGCAUGCCACUGACUUUGCCCUGUGGAAGGCAGCUAAACCCCAGGAGAUUUUUUGGGCAUCUCCUUGGGGAAAUGGAAGACCUGGCUGGCAUAUUGAAUGUUCUACCAUAGCAAGUUUCGUGUUUGGAAGUCAAUUGGAUAUCCAUUCAGGUGGGGUAGAUUUAGCUUUUCCACAUCAUGAAAAUGAAAUUGCGCAGUGUGAAGUCUUUCAUCAGUGCAAGCAAUGGGGAAAUUAUUUUCUACAUUCUGGGCAUUUACACGUUAAAGGCAAAGAAGAAAAAAUGUCCAAAUCAUUAAAAAACUACAUAACUAUUAAGGAUUUUCUAAAGAAGUUUUCGCCUGAUGUCUUCCGGCUCUUCUGUAUGCGGAGUAGUUACAGGUCAGCGAUAGACUAUAGUGACGCUGCCAUGUGUGAAGCUAAGCAUCUCCUCCUUGGGAUAUCCUCUUUCCUUGAGGAUGCACAAGCCUACAUGAAAGGACAGCUCGUGUGUGACUCCAUCAGGGAAGACCUAUUGUGGGAAAGGCUAACCAACACAAAGGUGGCUGUAAAGGCUGCAUUUGCAGAUGAUUUUGACACACGGAAAGCAUUUGAUGCCGUUAUGGACCUCAUUCACCAUGGGAACAGACAGCUUAAGGCAGUUACUAAGGAACCAGGUGGUCCUAGAAGCCCUGCUGUGUUUGGCUCCAUGAUUUCCUACAUUGAACAGUUUUUAGAGACUGUUGGAAUUUCUCUGGCAAAUCAACAGUUUAUUUCAGGAGACAGCAGCUCAGCUACUCUGCACAGUGUGGUUGACGAGCUGGUCCAGUUCCGUCUGAAGGUACGGCAGUAUGCCCUGGCCACCCAGGAGGCCAGCAGGGAGGCCCGGCAGCAGCGGCUCCUGGAGCGGCAGCCCCUGCUUCAGGCUUGCGAUGCCCUGCGCAAGGACCUUGCUGUCCAUGGCAUCAACAUCAAGGACAGAAGCAGUACAACAUCUACAUGGGAACUACUGGCUCAAAGAACAUCAGACCAGAAAACAGAGAACUAAGGAUUAAAUAAAGCCAUGUGGAACUGGAAUCACACUUUCAUGACAGGUUCUAUGCUUCAUUGUUUACGAUAAAAACUUUAUAUUAAAGUUUUUAUUGUGGCUGUUAAGUCAAUAUUAAAAUAAACUGAUAACUUUCCCACUGGUGCUUAAUAACUAUGCCUUAAAAAUUAAUUUUUUAUAGUACAAGUGGCCACAGACACAAAGUUCACUUUAGUAAAAAUUCAUGUCAAAUAUACAGUGGAAGCCAAGUCAGCAAAUGUUGUGUUUAGGAAAACACAGCCGGUUGUUAUGUCUGAAGAUAUGACAAUGUAGGACAGUAAAACCAGGAACCCAAAGAAGCGUGAUGUGAGACAGCAUGUGCUCUGCUGUAAAAGAGGGGGAAACACAUGGUGCCUGGGGCAGAAGACUGCGUGGUCCAGGGCUGACCGCCAGAGGUGAGCAGGACUCAAAAAGCAGGUGGGGAUUCUAGCAGCACCCUCCAUGAGUCCGUCACCCCUUUGUCUUAAGCAGGGGGAAACACACACAGGAUAUGGCUGCUGCCCCACUUUGUCUUAAGCAGGGGGAAACAGGGAAAGGGAAACAUCCCAGUAUCUCGGGAAUUCCAGGCAGUGCUGAACAUGGGAGGCUUUUUCCCCACCAAGGGGAUAAUAUAUUUUUACAUUUUCCUGAUUAGAAAAGAAAAUGGGUUCUUCAUAGAAAAAACAGAGCAAAGGAGAGCUCCUGCAAUCAUACAAACACAGUUAAUAUUUUGAAAGCUAUAUUUCAUCUUUUAUUCUGUGUUUAACCUCUUAAAAGUAAAUUGGUUGUCACUGUGUGUGGCGAGUUGAAUUAUGUACCCCAAUUUAGACAUAUUCUUGAUC
Messenger RNA from Choloepus didactylus (southern two-toed sloth), 7465 nucleotides. RefSeq names its product cysteinyl-tRNA synthetase 2, mitochondrial (gene CARS2). Gene Ontology annotation, molecular function: ATP binding; cysteine-tRNA ligase activity. Gene Ontology annotation, cellular component: cytoplasm. Gene Ontology annotation, biological process: cysteinyl-tRNA aminoacylation. The transcript has 16 exons. The record is from RefSeq and is a predicted model, not a curated record. Bases 4713 to 6605 code for a protein of 630 amino acids. NCBI's taxonomy places the organism in Eukaryota, Metazoa, Chordata, Mammalia, Pilosa, Megalonychidae.